AACAGACUGAAAGACAGAUAAAACACAUGGACGAGUAUUAACUCAGAGGAAAGAUAUUUACAGACAAACAGGAGCUUCAUCAUGGCAGCAGCCGGCAUCUCUCGCUCUGGAUCGGCAGCUCCCAGUCUGGCCUUCGAGGAUUAUUCCCUCUACAGCAACUUGAGCGAUGACGAGCUGAUGCAACUCGCUAUCGAGCGCAGUCUGACCGACACCCACUGCAACACCAGCAACGCCAACGCCGCCGCUGCCGCCACCACACCUCAUCACAGACCUGACAGCAAUAACCUGCGCCCUGCAGCCAGAAACACCAACCAACCCAGCCCCAGCUCCCAAAACCCACCUCCAACCCAGACCUCUGCACACUACAGUUCUCCAAAUCCUCCGAGUGAAAAACCUCCCGAUCCGAAGACCUUUGAUGGAACAGUCAGUCGCUUCGUAACGGGUUCUGGGAAGAAGAUGAUGGUGUAUCGCAGAGCUGACGGGAGUAUGGUCCACAUGGUUCCAGAACCUGAAGAGGAGGAGGAGCCUCUGUUCAGUGCGAUCCAUGUUGGUGAUGUGAGCAGAGUGAGAGCAUUGGCGACGCGUCCAGGAACGAACCUGAUGCUCCCGAGUAAACCAGGAUGGCUCGCCAUUCACCAGGCAGCGUGGUCCGGCCAGGACACCUGUCUGAGAGUACUGCUGUCAGCUCAGCCAGGGAUGAUCAACAAGCGAACUGAGCGCGGCGAGUCGGCGCUGCUGGUCGCAGUCAGCAAAGACCAUCUGCGAUGUGUCGAGGUGCUGCUGGAAAACGGAGCCGAUCCCAAUAUCCCAAACUACGACCGAGAGACUCCGCUCUACAAAGCCUGCGAGAGGAACAGUGCUGCGAUGGUGGCAACAUUACUGAACCACGGCGUGGCAGUGAACACUCACUGUAUUCAGGGUUGGACUGCCCUACAGGAAGCCGUGUGUCGAAACAACAUAGAGAUCUGUGAAAUGCUGCUGAAGGCCGGAGCCAAACACAACCUCAGCAACAUGUACGGCAUCUCACCACUGUUUACUGCAGCUCAGAGCGGGCAGCUCGCCGCGCUGCGCUACCUCCUCAGACAUGGUGCAGACAUUAACACUCAGGCUGCUGAUGGAGCUACUGCUCUGUAUGAAGCUGCUAAAAAUGGACACGAACAAGUUGUGGAGCUCCUCCUGUCUCAGAAUGCUGAUGCCAACAAACCUGGAAAGACUGGAUUAUUGCCUCUUCACAUCGCCGCCCAGAGAGGAAGUGAAACCAUUGUCUCCAUGUUGAUCCCCGCCACUAGUAAGGCCAGAGUCCGGCGGACUGGCAUCAGUCCGCUCCACCUCGCUGCUGAGCGUAACCGUAACGACGUCCUGGAGACUCUAAUUGAAGCGGGCUUCGAUGUCAAUGCUCCGCUGUCUGAAGAACGUUCGAAGAUGUACGAGGACCGCCGCAGCACGGUGCUGUAUUUCUCCGUCAUCAACAACAACAUCGACGCUGUGCGCGUGUUGCUGGCAGCUGGCGCCAACCCGAACCUGGACAUGUUCAGGCCGCUGAUGGUGGCAGCGAGACUGGGCUGCAUCCAGACCGUCACCCUGCUGGUGGAGCACGGGGCAGACAUCAAUGCCUGCAUCCCCACACACCCCACCACCUUCCCUGCUGUCUACAUGUUCUCCAUGAAGUACCUGCCCAUGUUCAAGUACCUGCUGGACCACGGGGGCCAUGCCCUCUCGUGCUUCGACUGCGUCUAUGGCAGCCAACCUCAUCCACCAAUCAAAACCACCAGAUCAGAAAGGGAUCACCUAAGCUACACUGACAGUGUCCUGCCAGAGACGCAGCAAACGAGAGGUGUUCAGUUCUGUGAGAUGAUCUCAGCCCCAAAUAUCUGUCGGUGGGCGGGGCCGAUCAUUGAUGUGCUGUUGGACUACGUUGGUCAUGUGCAUCUGUGCUCCAGACUGAUGGAACACCUGAACAGCUUCCACGACUGGAGCAUCAUCAAGGACAAAGCAGCACCUCCUCGGCCUCUGCUGCAGCUCUGCAGGCUGCAGAUUCUGCAGCUGGUCGGACAUCGACAGCUGAAGAAGUUACCGCUGCCUGGAGGUUUGAUCCGCUUCUUGAAACAUCAGGAGGGACCUGUGAAUGACUGCUGAGCACAAACGGACAACCAGUUUAACCAGUU
This is a messenger RNA of Chelmon rostratus (copperband butterflyfish), 2165 nucleotides long. RefSeq names its product ankyrin repeat and SOCS box protein 2-like. The record is from RefSeq and is a predicted model, not a curated record. Lineage: Eukaryota; Metazoa; Chordata; Actinopteri; Chaetodontiformes; Chaetodontidae. The transcript is spliced from 10 exons. Bases 82 to 2136 code for a protein of 684 amino acids. Gene Ontology annotation, molecular function: protein binding. Gene Ontology annotation, biological process: intracellular signal transduction.